Molecule: messenger RNA, 663 nt
Organism: Purpureocillium lilacinum
Lineage: Eukaryota; Fungi; Ascomycota; Sordariomycetes; Hypocreales; Ophiocordycipitaceae
Molecular function (GO): oxidoreductase activity
Source: RefSeq, a predicted model, not a curated record
AUGACGCACUUCCGCAUCGCCGUCACCUCCGACACCGUCUGCCCGUGGUGCUACGUCGGGCGCAAGCAGCUCCAGCGCGCGCAGCAGAUGUGGGCGCAGCGCCACCCGGCCGACACCUUCGCCGUCACCUACCACCCCUUCCAGCUGAACCCGGCCCAGCCCAAGGGCCCCGCGUCCAGCCACGACAAGCGCCAGUUCUACCACGACAAGUUCGGCCCCGAGCGCACCCAGAUGAUGCAGCAGCGCCUGUCCGCCGUCGGCCGCGACGUCGGCAUCGACUUCAAGUACGGCGGCAGCACCGGCAACACGCGCGACUCGCACCGCCUCGUCCACCUGGCCAAGCGCUACGGCAACGACGCCGAGCUGCGCGUCGUCGACGGCCUCUUCGCCGCCUACUUUGAGAACGAGGCCGACAUCACCCAGUACGACACCCUCAAGGGCGUGGCCACCGCCGCCGGCAUCCCCGAGGCCGAGUUCCAAAAGGCCAUUGUGGACGGCGACGAGGGCGGCGCUGCCGUCGACGAGGCCGUCAUGAGGGCGCGCCUCGAGGGCGUCUCUGGCGUCCCCGACUACAAGAUCCAGGACCGCUUCCAGAUCAACGGCGGCCAGCCCGCGGAGGCCUUUGUCCAGGUUUUCGAAAAGGUCAAGGCGCUCGAGGGUUAG